AUGGACGUGUGGGGCCCAGCCCGCGUCCAGGGACAGGGCCACGAGCGGUAUGUCCUGCUGGUUGUCGACGACUAUACGCGUUACACCACGGUCUUCCCCUUGCACAGCAAGGGGGAGGUCCCUGAUGUCUUGAUCCCUUGGAUCCGCGCUGUCCAUCUCCAGCUCCGCGAGCAGUUCCGCACGGACCUUCCUGUCUUGCGUCUGCACUCUGAUAGAGGUGGUGAGUUCUCCUCCGACCUCUUGCGGGACUUCUGUCAAGAGGAGGGCAUCCUCCAGUCGUUCACACUUCCGGCCUCUCCGCAACAGAAUGGGGUUGCUGAGCGCCGCAUUGGCUUAGUCAUGGAGGUCGCUCGUACCUCCAUGAUCCAUGCGGCCGCUCCCCAUUUUCUGUGGCCGUUUGCGGUCCGCUACGCUGCGCAUCAGCUCAACCUCUGGCCCCGUGUCUCCAUGCCGGAGACCUCGCCCACACUGCGUUGGACGGAGAAGGCACCUGGCUUGCAGUUUUACCACCCCACCUCGCGCCGUGUUCUGUCCUCUCAGGACAUCACGUUAGACGAGUUGGUUCCCUUUUACCGUCUCUUCCCCUGCCGCACUGCCCCCCCCCCCCCCCCCCCCCCGCCCACCGCCACUCUUCCUCGCUCCAGGUCCCCCUCCGGUAGACCCCCUCCCCCUUCAGGGUCCUGCUCCUUCAGCCUGAGCGUGCGGAGCCUAGGGGUGCUGAGCCUGGAGGUGCUGAGCCUGGGGGUGCUGAGCCUGAGCGUGUGGAGCCUGGGGUUGCUGAUCCUAAGUGUGCGGAGCCUGGGGGUGCUGAGCCUGCGGGUGCGGAGCCUAGUGUUGCUGAGUCUGGGGGUGCUGCGCCUAGGGGUACUGCUUCUCCACUCCGGGAGCCUCUCUCGCCGCGCGAGUGGUACGCUCAGCAGCUCCGCCUUCGGAGUGUCGCUGCUGGAGAGGGAGGCCCUGGAGCUGCUAGUCCUGGAGGUGCUGGAGGUACUGCUGGAGGUGCUGGAGGUACUGGAGGAGCUGGAGCUGUUAGUCCUGGAGGUGCUCGUACUGGAGGUACUGGAGCUGCCGGAGCUGGUGGUGCUGCCAGUACUGGUGGUGCUGGUGGUGCUGGCACUGCUGGUCCCGGAGGUGCUUGUACUGGAGGUACUGGAGGUGCUCUCUCACCACAGCAGCUGCGCGAGUGGUACGCUCAGCACUGCCGCCUUCAGAGUGGCGUUGCUGGAGCUAGAGGCAUUGCGGCUGGAGACGCUGGAGCUGGAGGUACCGGAGGAGCUGGAGCUGCUGGUCCUGGGUGUGCUCGUACCGGAUGUACUUGAGCUGCCGGGGCUGGUGGUGCUGCUGAUGCUGGAGGUGUGGGUGGUGCUGGCAAUGCUAGUCCCAGAGGUGCUCGUACUGGGGGUGCUGGAGCUACUAGUCCUGGAGACCCUGGAGCUGGAGGCGCUGGCGCUGGAGGUGCUGGGGCUGGCAGCCCUGGAGCUGGAGAUGCUAGUCCUGGAAGUGCUUGUAGUGGAGGUACUGGAGCUGCCGGAGCUGGUGGUGCUGCUGGUGCUGGAGGUGCUGGUGGUACUGGCACUGCUGGUCCCGGAGGUGCUCGCCCUGGAGGUGCUGGAGCUGCCGGAGCUGGUGGUGCUGCGGGCUCUGGAGCUGGAGGCGCUGGCGCUGGAGGCACUGGAGCUGGAGGCGCUGGAGCUGGAGACACUGGAGCUGGAGGCACUGGAGCUGGAGGUACUGGAGCUGGAGGCGCUGGAGCUAGAGGCGCUGGCGCUGGAGGUUCUGGAGAUACUGGAGGCGCUGGAGCUGCUGGUACUCGUACUGGAGGUGCUGGUGCUGGUGGUACUGGUGCUGGUGGUACUGCACAGCCGUGACUGUUCUUCGCUCCACCAUCACCGUCGUCUCUACCACCGCCUAACUCAGUACUUGGUUCUUAGCCUUCCGUCUUCUACUGGCCUCCCGUUACAGCCAGGCUCCCCACUGCCUGCUCCUUCUCCUUACAUUAAGCAGACAGUCUCGCUUACAGAGCGUUGUGAGCCUGCGUCUCGUCCUGCCUCGCCUGUUCGCGCUGUUCGCACUGGUCGUCGUGUUCCUCGUCAGUGUCCUUCUCCUGUCCUUGGUACUCACACUAUGACACUUCGUCCUUCCUCUGUUCCACAGCGUGUCCCUCUGCCGUCUCCUCCUGAGUCCUCUCUUCCGCACGUUCCAGACAUUGAGUCUGACCUGGUUUGUGCUGCCAGCCCUUCUGUCAUGUCUCCUAGCCACUGUUGUCACAGACCCUUAGUCCACUGGUUUGAGUCCACUGCUGCGUCUGCCUUAGUCGCUGAGCUUGUUGACUUUGUUGCUGCUUCUCGUCUCGACUACGCCUCUAGACUUGUUGCUGAGUCUGAGUCUGUCUGUCCUCCGUCCGUCGGGGGUGAGUGUGCUCUUGGCACGGACGUCCUUGAGGAUAGGCAGGAGGACUUUGAGUGUCUUGCAGCCGCUGUACCUCAUCUCGUGACCACGCUGCUUGCCCCUGAGGGAGACCCGGAUGCACCAGACAUCCCGAACCCGCGCUCUUACGCAGAGGCGAUUUCGGGUCCCUAA
Closterium sp. Yama58-4 is the source of this 2580-nucleotide messenger RNA. The record is from the annotation of a GenBank genome assembly. NCBI's taxonomy places the organism in Eukaryota, Viridiplantae, Streptophyta, Zygnematophyceae, Desmidiales, Closteriaceae.